Molecule: messenger RNA, 2277 nt
Organism: Prosopis cineraria
Lineage: Eukaryota; Viridiplantae; Streptophyta; Magnoliopsida; Fabales; Fabaceae
Product: probable serine/threonine-protein kinase At1g54610
Exons: 7
Coding region: 362-1987 (541 amino acids)
Biological process (GO): protein phosphorylation; positive regulation of transcription elongation by RNA polymerase II
Cellular component (GO): cyclin-dependent protein kinase holoenzyme complex; nucleus
Molecular function (GO): RNA polymerase II CTD heptapeptide repeat kinase activity; ATP binding; cyclin-dependent protein serine/threonine kinase activity
Source: RefSeq, a predicted model, not a curated record
AGCUCUGCAGUCUCCAGUCUUCCCCGUUUCGGUUUCACUGACAGCUCCAUCUCGGACUUUCGGAAACAGAGAGUGGCAAUUCCGUUAUUGUUUCCGAAGCUAUGGCUGGUUUCCUCAUGUUCCUCUCGUAGUAGAGAAUCAGAACCCCACUCCGGUGAGUCCUUCCUUUUGUUCCUUCUAAGUGAACUUGUCCUUACCUUCCCCAUUCGCGGGCUUUUCCAAUCCCCACCUUUGCCGACCCAGUCGGCGAUCGCUGGCGAUUUCUGUCCUCCUUGCUUUAUCGGAAUCUGCCGCCUGCGAGACUCCUCAUUUUUUGAUUCCCAUGUGAUCUCGAUUCCCUGCUACCAGACGAAGCUGACGGAUGGGUUGCGUGCUCGGAGUGGCAAGGGACGAUGCAGGCCGCAGGGCGGGCUCCGGAGCUCGGAACCGUCGUGAGCAAAACUGUGCUGCUGACGGAGGUAAUGCUGUUAGGGUUGGGAGCGAAGGGACAGCGAAGGAGAAGCAAAGGACUGGGCAGCACGGCGGCGAAUUUGUUGAUCAGUUCCCGGGACCGGAACGACGGAAACCUAGUCUUGAUCCUUGCGCUCAAACCCAACAGGGGUGGCCAUCUUGGUUGAUGGCUGUGGCUGGCGACGCAAUUCGAGAUUGGGCUCCUCGGCGCGCCAACACGUUCGAGAAACUCGCGAAGAUUGGACAAGGGACGUAUAGCAAUGUAUAUAAAGCGAGAGACCUUCUUACCGGAAAGACAGUAGCUCUAAAGAAAGUUAGGUUUGAUAAUCUGGAGCCAGAGAGUGUGAAGUUCAUGGCGAGAGAGAUUCUUGUUUUGAGGCGGCUUGAUCACCCAAAUAUCGUGAAACUCGAGGGCUUGGUUACUUCUAGAAUGUCAUGCAGCCUUUACUUAAUAUUCGAGUAUAUGGAACAUGAUCUUGCUGGGCUUGCUGCUGGGCAAGGUGUUAAGUUCACUGAGCCUCAAGUGAAAUGCUAUAUGAAGCAAUUACUCUCUGGCCUUGAGCAUUGCCACAGCAAAGGUGUCUUGCAUCGUGAUAUCAAGGGUUCCAAUCUGCUUAUUGAUGAUGAAGGAAUCCUUAAAAUUGCAGAUUUUGGACUGGCAGCUUUCUAUGAUCCUGAGCACAAGCAGCCCAUGACAAGUAGAGUUGUUACGCUUUGGUAUCGUGCUCCUGAGCUUCUUCUUGGGGCUACAUACUACGGUGUUGGUAUUGACCUUUGGAGUGCUGGCUGCAUCUUGGGAGAGUUGCUUAAUGGGAAGCCAAUCAUGCCUGGUCGAACAGAGGUUGAACAACUGCACAAAAUAUUUAAAUUAUGUGGCUCUCCAUCUGAAGAUUACUGGAAGAAAUUUAAAUUGCCAAAUGCUACGCUCUUCAGGCCACAGCAGCCAUAUAAACGAUGCAUUUUGGAAACCUUCAAGGAUUUCCCUCCUUCUUCCGUACAUCUAAUAUCUACUCUUCUUUCAAUAGAUCCUGAUGAUCGUGGCCGUGCCUUGGCUGCUCUAAAUAGUGAUUUUUUUACCACCGAGCCCUAUGCUUGUGAACCAUCAAGUUUGCCAAAGUAUCCUCCCAGCAAAGAAUUGGAUAUAAAACUGAGAGAUGAAGAAGCUAGAAGACAAAAAGCUCUAAAUGGGAAACAUAAUGCUAUUGAUGGUGCCAAAAGAGUCAGAGUACGUGAUCGUGGUCGGGCAAUUCCAGCCCCAGAAGCCAAUGCAGAGAUCCAAUCAAACUUAGAUAGGUGGAGAGUGGUGACACAUGCAAACGCAAAAAGCAAGAGUGAGAAAUUCCCACCACCUCAUCAAGAUGGGGCCGUUGGAUAUCCAUUGGGUGCAUCUCACAAGGGACCUGUCUCAUUUGGUGCCACUGAAACGGAUGCUUCCUUUAGCUCCGCAAUAUUUAAUUCAAAACCUGCAGGACCUUGCAGGGGUAAGAAGACAAAGAAAACAGAUUCAUCAUGGAAACUCAUGCGUCCAUUCAAAUAAUCAAUUCAUCAAGUAGGCCUGUAAAUGGAUUUUUUGUUACUUUUGGGGCAAAUAAGUCUCUGCCGUUCUUGGCAUUUCGAGGUGGGGCCUGAAUUCUUUUCCCCCACUUUCAUAUUGCUACCAUUUUAAUUUUGUUUUUGGUUCAUUUGAUAUAUAUAGUUUUUGCUGUAUAAUGUACGACGGGAUCCUUAGUUUUGUAUAUUUAGGUUAGGAUGGAAUCAUGGAAUCCCUUUGCUGUACAGUUCCCAGGAACUGCCUCAUCUCCGUUUUGACCCGCCAGUGUUCUUGAA